Ostrinia furnacalis (Asian corn borer) is the source of this 884-nucleotide messenger RNA. RefSeq names its product mitochondrial ribosomal protein L16 (gene mRpL16). Gene Ontology annotation, molecular function: structural constituent of ribosome; rRNA binding. The record is from RefSeq and is a predicted model, not a curated record. Gene Ontology annotation, biological process: mitochondrial translation. The coding region runs from base 105 to 833 and encodes 242 amino acids. Lineage: Eukaryota; Metazoa; Arthropoda; Insecta; Lepidoptera; Crambidae. The transcript is spliced from 5 exons. Gene Ontology annotation, cellular component: ribosome; mitochondrial large ribosomal subunit.
AAUAGCUACACUUUGCAUAACCUCAAAAUUUUUCGAAAUCAUUGAAAAAUAGUAUUUUUCAUUUCAAGGGAAUAAAUUAAUAAAUAGUCUGAAUCAAAAGGACAAUGAUUUUAUCACGAACAUUUCGUUUUACACUAGGCUUACUUCGACCAGAAAGUGUUGAAACAACUUUGAGUGCUGGUAUUAAGUAUUUUGCACCACCAAAAAAUUAUGACCACAUUGAGAUACCUGAACGUCAAAGGCUCAAGGUAUACGAGAAAGUCCCAGUGUACCCACCUAACUUGAAACCACCCAAAAUGCAAAAGAGACUGCGAUACAUGAGAGGACCUGAACCUUUACACACCACUUUACAGUUGAAGCAAUAUGGUGUUAUUGCAACUGGUGGAGGUAGGAUGAGCAUAGAGCAUUUUGAAAUGGCUCGUCUGGUUGUGGCUCGCAAACUCGACCAAAAGAGAAUGUUCGCCAUCUGGCGGAUCGACCCUCCAUGGCAGCCGGUGACUAAGAAGGGGCAGGGACAGCGUAUGGGUGGAGGAAAAGGUGCCAUCGACCACUACGUCACUCCUGUCAAAGCUGGCAGAGUGAUAUUGGAAGUUGGUGGCAAAUGCGAAUAUGCUGAGGUCCACAAUAUGCUGAAGAUUGUAGCAGAAAGAUUACCAUUCAAAGCAGAGGCUGUAUCUAUGGAGAUUUUAGAAAAGAAGGCUGCCAAAGAAAAAUGGCAAGAGGAAAAUAAUCAGAACCAGUACACAAUGAAGUACAUCAUCCAAAACAACAUGGGCGGCUGCCACAAGAUGUUGUCGCCGGUCGACCACAAGUGGUAUGGAAAGUACUUGUAAUUAUGUUAUUUAUUUUAAUUGUUGUAGAAAUAUAUUGUAUAGUUAAGUAAA